AUGGCAACACCAACAACCAACACCAAAGACAUUCUCUCAGAUUUAGAUCUAGACCCCAGAAUCAAACCCUUCAAAAUCUCCAUCGCAAACUCUCAACUUUCCACCCUUCACCAAAAACUCGAAAAUGCAUCUUUCCCGGAUGAACUACUAUCCCAAGACAAGUCCCACGAGUGGGACAUGGGCGCUCCACUAGAAGACAUAAAGCGCCUCACGACAUACUGGCGUGAAGGCUUUGAUUGGCGAAAAGCUGAGAAGGAACUGAAUGACAGUCUGCCGCAGUAUACGACUGCAGUAUCUGUGGAAGGGUUUGAGGAGGACGUUGAUGUGCAUUUUGUGUAUCAGAGAGCUCAGGGAGUGGAGAACGGGAGAGGGAUUCCGUUGUUGUUUUUGCAUGGGUGGCCUGGCAGUUUCAUCGAAGUGAAGAAAGUGCUUCCUCUUCUGACCGGAGGAGGCGAAGGACAUCCUAAGUUCGAUGUCGUCGCGCCUUCACUUCCCAACUUUGGGUUCUCCGGUGGUAUACCAAAGAAGGGCUUCGGACUCGCCCAAUACGCAGAAUCCAUGCAUGUCUUGAUGAUCAGACUAGGCUACGCAGAAUACAUCAUCCAAGGCGGCGACUGGGGCUCCUUCAUCGCCCGCGCAAUGGCCAUCCGCUACCCCUCGCACACAAAAGCCAUACACCUCAACUUCAUCCCUUCCCCUCCUCCCUACCCCUGGCGCAACCCUUUCUUAUUUCUGCAAGCCGUGCUAGGCUACCUCUUGCCACCAUUCUCGGCCACCAACAGACGGAAAGUAGCUAUCUUGCAAAGCUAUCUGGAACGAGAGAAUGCGUAUGCGAAGCAGCAGGAUACGUAUCCGCAGACACUGGGGUAUGCGCUCAACGACAGUCCCGUGGGGCUUUUGGCCUGGGUGUAUGAUAAGCUUCAUAGAUGGACGGAUAGGUAUGAUUGGACAGAUGACGAGAUCUUGGAGUGGGUGAGUAUUUAUUUGUUUUCGAAGGCGGGACCGGCUGCAUCUUUGAGGAUAUAUCGUGAAUCUGUUACACGGCCCAGUUCUGCUGUUAAUACUACUACUGCUAAUGGUAAAGACGGGCUUGGUUAUACGUGGUUAUCGCGCGAUGAGGUCAUAUCCACGCGAAUAGCGGACUGUGUCAAAAUAGCUGUUGCGAACUUCCCAGGGGAGAUCAUUCAGAUUCCGGGUUCGUGGUUGAGAGCUAUCGGAAACAUUGUGCGGGAGACGGAGUUUGAGAAAGGGGGCCAUUUUGCGGCGUGGGAGGCGCCAGAGGUGCUGGUGCAGGAUUUGAAGGCUUUCAUGGGCAGGUCAGGGGAAGCUUACGGUGUUGUUACAAAUAAGGAUGGUUUCUAG
Talaromyces amestolkiae is the source of this 1362-nucleotide messenger RNA. RefSeq lists its product as uncharacterized. Lineage: Eukaryota; Fungi; Ascomycota; Eurotiomycetes; Eurotiales; Trichocomaceae. Gene Ontology annotation, molecular function: epoxide hydrolase activity. The transcript is spliced from 4 exons. The record is from RefSeq and is a predicted model, not a curated record. Bases 1 to 1362 code for a protein of 453 amino acids. Gene Ontology annotation, biological process: epoxide metabolic process.